This is a messenger RNA of Anguilla rostrata (American eel), 2991 nucleotides long. RefSeq names its product heat shock protein 70 family, member 13 (gene hspa13). The transcript has 5 exons. Lineage: Eukaryota; Metazoa; Chordata; Actinopteri; Anguilliformes; Anguillidae. The record is from RefSeq and is a predicted model, not a curated record. Gene Ontology annotation, cellular component: nucleus; cytosol; plasma membrane. Bases 163 to 1476 code for a protein of 437 amino acids. Gene Ontology annotation, molecular function: ATP-dependent protein folding chaperone; ATP binding.
UUGACUGUCACAUUAAACUACGGCAUCCAGACAUCAGUACUCAAAGUAUAGCUGACGUGGUUUACAUUUAUUAGAUGACGGACUUGCCGGUAACUGUUGAUGUUGCUGAUGUUUCUUUCCCUUAACCGCAUCUCAUGAUUCGCAAGUUUACGUUUGUAAAGGAUGGCGGGCGAAAUGUCAAUACUUGGUUCUACAAUCUUGGCCCUCUUCUUGGCGGGUUACCUGGGGCAACAGUACCUUCCACCUCCCAAGCCCACAGUCAUCGGUUUGGAUCUGGGGACCACGUUCUGCUCGGUGGGGGUGUUCCACCCCGGUGUGGGAGACGUCGAAGUAAUCGGCGACGCGGAGGGUCGAAAAAGCAUUCCCAGUGUGGUAUCCUUCACGCUCACUGAGGUCCAUGCGGGAUACGCUGGCCAGGAGCUCGCGGACAGUAACCCAUACAACACCAUUUACGACGCCAAGCGGUUCAUUGGGAAAAUAUUUGAUAAACCUGAAGACCUGGAGCGAGAAAGUGCCCGAUAUCCAUUCAAGGUGGUCUACAACAACGGGAGCGUGGAGUUCCUGGUGUCGACGAAUCGCACGUUUGCCGUCAGCCCGGAGUUCAUCAGCUCCCGGCUCCUGCUGACGAUGAGGAGGAUGGCGGAGAAGCAGCUGGGCGUGCCGGUGCGGAAGGCCGUCAUCUCCGUGCCCGCCGAGUUCGACGAGCGGCAGAGGAACUACACCGUCAGGGCCGCGAACCUGGCAGGUUUGGACAUCCUGCGCGUGAUUAACGAGCCCACUGCCGCCGCAAUGGCUUAUGGGUUACACAAAGCGGACGUGUCCAACGUGCUGGUGGUGGACCUGGGAGGGGGCACCCUGGACGUGUCCCUUCUGAACAAGCAGGGGGGGAUGUUCUUCACCAGGGCCAUGGCAGGGAACAAUAAACUGGGCGGACAGGACUUCAGCCAGAGGCUGCUGCAGCACGUCGUGGAGAAGGUCCGGCAGCGGUUUGGGGUCCCGCCUUCCCGCAAGGAGGACGUGCACCGCCUGCGGCAGGCGGUGGAGGCCGCCAAGCUCGACCUCACCCUGAAGCCCAGCGUCCUCCUGGAGGUGCCCCUGCACCUGGAGACGGGCGGCCCCGGGGCCCCGAAGCCCGUGCUGUUCCAGGAGCCCGUCACCCGGGAGCUGUUCCAGGAGCUCAACGCCGACCUCUUCCAGAAGAUCCUGGUGCCCGUGCGGACGGUGCUGGCGGAGGGCCGCCUGGGGAGGGAGGAGGUGGACGAGGUGGUCCUGGUCGGGGGCUCCACCCGGAUCCCCCGGAUACGACGAAUCAUCGCCGAGUUUUUCGGCAAGGAGCCCAACACCUCGGUGGACCCCGACCUGGCCGUGGUCACGGGCGUGGCCAUCCAGGCGGGCAUCAUGGGCGGGGCUUGGCCCCUGCAGGUCAGCGCCCUGGAGAUCCCAAACAGGCACCUGCAGAAGAGGACCUUCCACUGACAGGGGCAGGGUGGCGAGGGCCAGGUGAUAGAGGAACUUUUUUUGUUUUUUUUAGGGUCCAUCUCUGUAGCAGCUCUUCAGGGUGACUCUUGUGCUGUGCUGCAAGCUGUGUUUGAAAGGCCUGCUUCCUCCCUGCUUUCACCCCAGUCUGAGGCGCAAGCAGGACGGGACAGAAAAUCCUGGCAGCCAGCUGGGACCAUCUCCAUCAACAAGCUGGACCUCACAACGAGAGGAAAUCCAGCUGUGUGUUGGUUCACACACCUGGCAAGAGAGGCCAGUCAGCUUACUGAAAUGUUUUCAGAAGGAACUGAAAUACAGUAUGCAUAAAAUAAAAAUUAAUUGAAUUUAAUACUCUCAAACAGAGCGGGAAGGUAUUACACAUAAGCAUAGGCCCUGUCUUUAAGGGCUGUAUUUAAAUAUCCAUUCCAUGUGUCUGAAUAAGAACACAGUCGACGUUACUGUAGGUAAGAAACCGAUAUGGCAUGUGGGAACAUGAGUUUAAAAAGUGAACUCCUUGCUGGCCGUCGCUGUUGCACACGGGGUCAAAAUGAGUUGCGGUGUCCAUCGCAGCGACGGUCACAAAGUGAAAAAUAAGAAGGAAAAAAAAACGGAAAAACGAAUUUACCACAGGACUGUGAUUAAAAUGCAUAAUCCGCUAUUUAUUUAUUUAUUUUUAAGUCAGUGUGCGAUGUCUGCGUGAAGAGUAUGUUGCCUUUUAUUUUUGUGAUAUCCUCCUUGGACAGCCCAGGGAAGAUGGGCCAGUGCCUUUGGAGGAGGCUGCUGUACGGGAAUCUCGCACUCUGUGUAAUUCGUUAGUAGCGAUACCAGGCAGAGACCCAAGGUGCCGCAUGACACACACCAGGUACUACAGCAAGGGCUAAAGCAAACGCAUUCGAAAAAAAAGCCUGAGGCUAAAUAACUGAUAAAAAAAAGCAGGGUGAUUAACUAUAAUUAGGCCAACCAGUAUUUGGAAGCCCCUCCCACCCACGCCUUCACCGUUUGUUUUGUGUGCAUUCUGUAGGGGCCACUAAUUAGUGUAUUAUUAGUGUACAGGUGUGUGGAAUCAAGAGGACAGAUUAAAAACUGCAUAAAUGAAAAAGUACACGAAAAAGUGUAUUGCUAUAAAAUGUCCAAUUACAAGAAUCAAGGAUGCCUUCAGACUUAAAAAUAUAGAUUUAAGAGCAUCUUGGUGGAACAAUUAAGCUUUUGAGGGUAUUUGGAUUUUUUGCACUCCCUUAAAAUCCAUAUGCAAUGCAUUCCGUUAUAACUGUUUUAUUACUGAUACUGUAUGCGAUCAGCACAACAUUUUUGAUGUGAUGUGCGUAAUACUUGCAGUUCUUAGUUUACCAUGAAAAAAAAAAAACUUUUAUGCUCAGGUGCUUGUCCAGUUGCAAUUAAAUGCUAAAUGUUUUGUUCUGCUACACUUCCAGUUUUGAUUUAAGCCUUUAGGAGUUUUAAAGGCACUUGGAAUAUUUUGGUAUAUAAUGCAUCAUUAAAGCACUGUUGCCAGACUAA